AUGCCUCCCGAUAGAGAGCACCAAAACACCCAUGGCGCGCUCCGAGACACCUCUCCAACGUUUGCGGCAAUCAUUGCAUUGCUUGAGAUGCAGUAUCCCAAGAUUUACAUAGACUUGAAUUCUCCUCAAGUGGACUUCGGUUUUUUGCCCUGUGUUGAGCAAACGACCGGCCGGGGACACUCCAGCCCGACCACCAUCAAGCACCUAUUCAUCGGCCUGGACAGCACCGAAAUACCACCGCCAGACGUCCGUGUCUCGAGAAUCGGGUGGGAAUGGGAAACCCUCGUCUCUCUGUUCCCUUUCGCCCUCCGGGCAUGCAAGUCCGUGACCCUGCAGACCAGCAAGAGGCUCACGCUCUGCUCGUACCGCACCUUCCUCCUCUCCGUCUCCACCGCCUUCCCCGCGCUCACCCACCUCGACCUCGACACCUCACUCUGCCCGGACUGGACCGCGCUCAAGCACCAGAAGCCCACGUUCGCCGGCACGUCCUUCCCCGCGCUCGCCUCCCUCCGCCUCGCGCACGCGCUCGAGUGCCGGUGCGCGGCGCUCCGCGGCGACCUCCACGGCGACCGCUGCCUCUUCCGCGGGGUCGCCGCGGCGUGCCCCGGCCUGCGCCGCGUGCGCGUCGACGGCGCGGGGACGCUGGCGGGGGCGAAGCUCCCGUCGACGGUGCGGACGCUCACGGUCGUCGCGCGCGCGAUGGGCAUCCCGGGCCGCGCGCUGGAGAGCACGUUCCUCGAGUACCACGUCGUCGCCGCGGUGCGGCGCGGGCUCUUCUGCGAUGUCGGGGAGCGGGGAAGCGGCGGGGGCGGCGUGCGGAAGGUGGAGGUGUUGAGUUCCACCUGCGAGGUGUUCGCGUUGGAUAGGCGCUACGGCGGCCGCCUUCUCGUCCUCGCCGCCGUGCCUACCACCGCAGUUGCCGGCGCCGCGCUCGCGCCCCCCGCCAUCGGAUUCGCUAGCACUGGUGUCGUUGGAGGGAGCAUCGCCGCCGGCCUCCAGUCAGUCAUGUACGGCGGCGCGACGGGCGGCAUGUUCGCCGCACUCCAGUCCGCGGGCGCGACCGUGGUCGCGCCCGCCGCCGCCCACGUCGUCGCUGCCGCCAGCUCCGCCGGUCUCGGAUUCGGCAUCCUCGCCAGCGACGGGAGCGGGGCGGCGGAGAAGGGCAAUGGCUCGCGGGGCGCGGCGGAUGGGGAAGACGAGAUGGCGGACGUCGGCGCGUCUGUGCCUGUCGACGUUCGUCCUGAGACUGUGGCCGUCGAGGUUCUUGCUGAGACUAAGAGCGAACUGUAG
Epithele typhae is the source of this 1290-nucleotide messenger RNA. RefSeq lists its product as uncharacterized. The transcript is spliced from 5 exons. The coding region runs from base 1 to 1290 and encodes 429 amino acids. The record is from RefSeq and is a predicted model, not a curated record. Lineage: Eukaryota; Fungi; Basidiomycota; Agaricomycetes; Polyporales; Epitheliaceae.